Rhododendron vialii is the source of this 2617-nucleotide messenger RNA. RefSeq names its product F-box/kelch-repeat protein At3g06240-like. Bases 67 to 1245 code for a protein of 392 amino acids. The transcript is spliced from 2 exons. NCBI's taxonomy places the organism in Eukaryota, Viridiplantae, Streptophyta, Magnoliopsida, Ericales, Ericaceae. The record is from RefSeq and is a predicted model, not a curated record. Gene Ontology annotation, molecular function: protein binding.
AAAAGUAGUCAGACUUAUUUGCCCCAACGGCACUGAACCGUAAUUCCCCCAAAAUUGCGAGUAAAGAUGAAGAAGGCGGCCAUUAUCUCCGACAGUGGGACCAUCGACGAUCACCUUGGGAGUAACCUUCCACUGGAGAUCGUAACCGACGUACUCUAUCGAUUACCGGUAAAGUCUCUCUGCCGAUUCAAAUGUGUUUCUCCCUCAUGGAAAACCCUAAUCUCUUCCCCCCAUUUCGCUCAAACACACCUCCAUCGAAGCAAAGCCAACCACCACCCACUUAAAGCCAUUCUCUUCUACUGCCCUUUCGAUCUCUACUCCGUAGAUUUCGCCGAUGUGAACCCGACUCCAAAAAAGCUUGAUCAUCCUUCGUUCAAACACAUGAGCGUGUCCAGGUCAUUGAGCUCUUGUAAUGGCCUCGUUCUAGUUUCCGAUAAAGGUUAUGUCAAUUUCUUGUUCAAUCCAUCCACUAAUGAAUACAAGGAACUGCCUGCCCCUUUUCCUGAAUAUUCUUCGGAUGAUGUCUUUUAUCCACCCGGGUUGGGUUAUGACUCUUACACUGAUGAUUACAAAGUUGUGAUGCCCUUUUCUAUUGAAGGGCGAGUACCCAAUGAUGCCGCUGUUAUGGUUGUAGCUGUUUAUUCCCUAAAAACUAAUGCUUGGAGGACGAUUCAGGAUUUCCCUUAUAGUCCAGUGGGAUGUCGUAGGGUUUGCUUUAACGAGCGUCUCCAUUGGCUAUGUCGGAGGACUGGUGGUUCGGAUUAUUCUAAAGUUGUUGUUGCCUUCGAUUUGGCAGAUGAGAUUUUCAGGGAAGUGCAGAUGCCAGCCUCGUAUGAUCAUGAGGAGUUUACGCAUCAUGACAUGGUGGUUCUUGAGGGUUGUCUCUCUUUGCUUGUCUGGUCGCAAGCUGGCCGAAUUGAUGUUUGGAUGAUGAUGGAGUAUGGUUUGAGAGAGUCAUGGACAAAAUUUUUGAAUGUUAAUCUUGGGAGUGGGAGGUCUAUAUUGAAUGUGUUGUGUUUGUCGGUGCAAGACGAACUUGUGUUCAGGUUGUGGGAAGAGAGAUUCAGAGUUAUCGGAGGAAGGGUAGAAGAUGACGGGGAGAAACUAAUUCUGUCCAAUCUGAAAAAAGGAACACAGAGGGAAGUGGUGGUUCCUGGCAUUCUAACUAAAAAUGUAGUUGGGGACCACUACAUCGAGACCCUCGUCUCUCCUAAUCAUGGAGGACGGAUUUCGGAGACGAUGUGAAGCUUCUUCAAGUAGAAGUUCAAAGAGUUAUCAGGAUGGUGAGGGACGAACAUGCAAAGUUGAACACAUACCAGACGUCACCAAUUCUCUCGAGCAGAUUGAAGAGCUAGUGGAAGACUUUCCGGCUUGACAUUUGAGACUCCUUUUUGGUUCUGGGACCACAUUUGGGCUUGUCAUUUCAGACUUGGAUGAAUGGAUUGACUUAGCAUGAUUUGUGGUGAUGUUGCUUUUGAUUCUACACCAACUUUCUAAGCUAGUUCUAUCAUUAUGCUUUUCUUUUUUAAAUGUAUCUGUUUCUUUCGUUAGUGAAAUCUGUUAGAAAAGACUUGUCCCUGGACAUUGAAUAAGGCCGUCCUUGUCUGUUUGUGCAGAGGAAGUCUUUGUUUCCAGGUGAAAUCAACAAGCGAAGCAAUCUGUCCUUCCUGUUUACUAAGAUCAUAUUUUGUAAUGCACUUUGAUUCUCUAUGAACCAAAAGGAAGAGUGAAGAAGGAGAGUUUGCUAUCUGGCGUAGGCAUAACUUUCACUUGACAUUCAGUCUUCUUUCUUUGGAAUGCUGGAGCAGUCCAAGCUAGUCGAGAUCUUCAUAGCAGUUCUUUCAGUUCUGGGAUAUACUAGUUUCGGGGAAAGAUUUAGAUGAAAUUAAAGGAUUAAGUACAAGAAAAUAAGGGCCAAGUACUAAUAUAGCAAGCAAGGUCAUCUUUAGAUAGAAUAAUACCCAGUCCCCCUGGUGGCUGACUUGUUCACAGAAAGUCAUCCACAGGACACUCUCGAUUGAUCCGAUCGAACCUACUUACGGCUUCUAACCCAAUCAGAAACACAGUAGUUCUCCAGUGACCGAUCUAUCAAAGUUUCAUUUCCCGGGAAUUCGAAUUGAACUUCUAUUCAUUCGUUCCAAGAAAGCGGCCGUUCAUGUCAGGUUGUUGAUGAAGUUCCUUGUACUUUUCUUUGUUGAGAUUGGGUUGGUCUUCCAUGUACCUGAGUACAAGAUCGAAAAUAGAUAACCUUGCCUUCGAGGAUUUUCAAAGGUAUUCUCGCUCGAAUCAAGUCAGUUGCGGAAUCAGAACAUAUUAGCAGCCCUUCACAUGUAAACUACGUUAGAAAAAAAAAAAAAAAAAAGGUGAUGUAAACAAAAAGUUAAGCUGUUGUGCGCUGUUGGACGAUUCUGCCAGUGCAUUCUUGAUUGUCGGGACUCGUUUUGGGGCUGCUGUCAGGUGGUUCAUGCUCCCAGAAUGGUUUGUAUAAAAAUUUCUACUUGGUGAUAGUUAUUAGAAUGUCUUCUGUGGUCUUUACCUCUCUGUUUUUAUUGUUCUCUGUUUUAGAAACCUUUGUAUACAUUAACAACGCAUUAUGUACCUAGUUGUGGGGUUCUCU